ACUGUUGCACACAUUCACACUUGCUGAAUAGGAAGAACAGAGCAGUCAAACUUAUGUGCCAGCACAAAGACCGUGCCUAAGAUUGUGUUCACGGACCAUAGCAGAUCAAAGGGAUCAGGUAACACCAUAUCUGAAUGAAAAAUGUCAGAGAAUAUUCUGGAGGACAUUUUUAUAAAGCGCUCCCAGCAAAAGAAGAAAACUUCACCCUUAAACUUCAAAGAGAGGUUGUUUGUAUUAACACAGGAUAAAAUUGCAUACUACGACUAUGACUUUGAAAAAGGAAAAAAGAAAGGGUUAAAGGGGUCUGUGGACAUUGACAAGAUUAAAUGCGUUGAGAUUGUGAUUCCAGAGGACAAUGCCCCUCCAGAACGACUGUUUCCACUUCAGAUAGUCUAUGAUGAGGGACCACUCUACAUGUUUGCCAAAACAGACGAUGUGCGAAAGCAGUGGAUACACAAACUAAAGCAUGUGGUGCGGUUCAACAAGGACCUAAUGCAGAAAUACCAUCCUUGCUUUUGGGAGGAUGGCAUGUGGAAAUGUUGUCAGCAGGAAGUUAAGCAGGCUGUGGGCUGCAGAGUGCUGGAGACAAGAAAUGGAGGGUUCUCCAAAGGAUCUCGACGUAAAUCUAGAAAACCUCUCCCACCUACACCAGAAGAGGAAAAGCCCAUUAGACCUCUGCCCCCACAGCCACCAAAGCAGCCUGGCUUCUCAGUGGGCAUGACAGUCAUUGCUGAGUAUGACUACAGUCCAAUGGCCCCCCAAGACCUGGAGUUGAGGAAGGAUGAAGAGUAUACAAUCUUGCAAAUAUGUGAUGCCAAUUGGUUUAGAGCUAAAGAUCAAUAUGGCAAUGAAGGAUACAUUCCAAGUAACUAUGUUGUUGAGGCCUUGAAUGGAUUGGAGAAAUUUGAAUGGUAUUGCAAGAACAUGAAUCGUAGUCAAGCAGAAAAUCUACUUAAAACAGAGAAUAAAGAUGGAGGCUUUCUGGUGCGAGACUCUGGAAGAUACACUGGAAAAUACACUGUAUCUGUUUUCACAAAGGGUGGUGGGGAAAAUGUUGGCAGCUGUCGACACUACAACAUAUUAACCACCCAACAAGGCCUGUUCUAUUUGGCAGAGAAGCACUAUUUUAGCAAUAUUCCAGAACUCAUCAAUUACCAUCAGCACAAUGCUGCAGGACUGGUGAGCAGACUAAAAUAUGUUGUGUCUAAUCGAACUCAGAAUGCUCCAUCCACUGCUGGUUUGGGUUAUGGUGUCUGGGAGAUUGAUCCUCGCCAGCUCACCUUUAUCAGAGAGCUGGGUAAUGGACAGUUUGGGGUCGUCAAGUAUGGAAAGUGGCAAGGUCGGCAUGAUGUAGCCAUCAAAAUGAUCAAAGAGGGUUCUAUGUCAGAAGAUGAUUUCAUUGAAGAGGCUAAAGUUAUGAUGAAACUUCGACAUGAAAACCUAGUUCAACUUUAUGGUGUUUGCACAAAACAAAGACCUAUUUACAUAGUCACAGAGUUUCUACCCAAUGGAUGUCUACUGACCUAUCUACGGGAGGACCUGCAACACCCCUCUGCUGUUCAGCUUCUUGAGAUGUGUAAAGAUGUCAGUGAAGGAAUGGCCUACCUGGAAUCCCAGCAAUACAUCCACAGAGACCUUGCUGCCAGGAAUUGCUUAGUAGAUUCAAACGGGACUGUUAAAGUGACAGAUUUUGGCUUGUCGAGGUAUGUCCUUGAUGACGAGUAUAUGAGCUCUGCUGGCUCAAAGUUUCCUGUACGCUGGUCACCUCCUGAAGUACUGCUUUACUGCAAGUUCAGCAGCAAGUCAGAUAUCUGGGCAUUUGGUGUUUUGAUGUGGGAAAUCUACACACUCGGCAGAAUGCCAUAUGAACGUAUGAAUAACACAGAGAUAGUGGAUAAGGUUGCUGCUGGGUAUAGACUGUAUCGUCCUCAGAUGGCCAAUGACAGAAUCUACUCUGUAAUGACCACCUGUUGGCAUGAGAAAGCAGAUGAACGACCAACUUUCCAGGAUCUUGUGAUUAUUAUUCAAGAUGUGCUGGACAAUCUCUAUGAGACAAGUUAAAACACUGCCCAUCAGUUGCCCAGAGCUGGCUGUACCACUUUAAGGCCAUUUAAAUUAUUUGAAUGCCUUUUCUACUUUUACCAUUACUUGCUACUUUUUUUCCUCUUGAAGUGUAAAGCUAUAAUUAAAACUUCCAAAGUGAAAUGUCACACAAGAUCAUUACUUAUGAAUUUAACUUGUGUAAUUUGUGUAACUUGCUAUAAAUGUCUUUACAAAGUACCAUAUAUGAAGUCAUGUAUAUGAUGUAUUUGAAUAAAUUGACAAAGGUUUUAAUCAA
Molecule: messenger RNA, 2338 nt
Organism: Pygocentrus nattereri (red-bellied piranha)
Lineage: Eukaryota; Metazoa; Chordata; Actinopteri; Characiformes; Serrasalmidae
Gene: btk
Product: Bruton agammaglobulinemia tyrosine kinase
Exons: 18
Coding region: 142-2061 (639 amino acids)
Biological process (GO): B cell receptor signaling pathway; peptidyl-tyrosine autophosphorylation; T cell receptor signaling pathway
Molecular function (GO): ATP binding; non-membrane spanning protein tyrosine kinase activity; protein binding
Source: RefSeq, a predicted model, not a curated record